Cylindrotheca closterium is the source of this 1452-nucleotide messenger RNA. The record is from the annotation of a GenBank genome assembly. Lineage: Eukaryota; Bacillariophyta; Bacillariophyceae; Bacillariales; Bacillariaceae.
AUGUUGUUCUUGAUAGACCUUCUCCUUCUCGUUCCACAUUUGUGUGUUGCCUUGUCGACACAGAAAGUAACGCCACGAUCCCUCACAGUAGAACAGCAGCUACUCAAAAACUAUUUCUCUAUUACCUCUCACAUACAAGAUCCAGCACUCUACUCCGCAAGUUGGGCAGAUGCUUGUCGCUAUGAUCUCGACAAUCAAGUCUUGGUGACAACAAGAGAUGUCUCCAAGUUUGAAGUACUCUCAUUAUGCUCAAUUCAUGCGAUUGGUCUACGAGGGUAUGGAAGAAAAGGAAGCGAUUGGAUUGUCUAUGAUGAAUCAAAGGAUGGAAGCUUUUUCCUGUCAGAUUCGUCAACAUCAAAGUCAAAAGGGUUUUCGCCAAAACCAAGACCCGCCAAGCAGAGUCAGUUUCGGUAUUCAGUGCCAUUGUCUUCAGGAAAGGACGAAGUUGUGUUCUGUGACAUUAACCCUAUACGAGAAGCUCAGCCGGGGUGGAUGGGUCAUCUUGCAAGAUCACCUGCAGAUGUUAGAGGCAAAAAAGAAGUCCCGAAUUGUUGUGUCCUUCCUCUUACGACUCCCUUGUGCGCUCUCGUGUCAACGACUAACAUUUCGAUUGGAACGCCUCUGGUGAAAGUUGAUCCCAGUUCUGUUCCAGCUGAAAAAGGAGAAACGAAGGUGUUCUUCCAACGUUAUCGUAAUGAGAUCGCCGAACUGGAGCAGUAUAUGAACAUGGCACGACCCAACGAAUCUAGCACUCGGAAUUCAAAUGUCGAAAACGACACCACGGUAGUCCGUCAGUACUACAACUUCCCAACGAAGCACAAAGGCUUGCAUGAGCUGCACCAGGAUCCAAAGAUCCUUGCCAUUCCAAACUUUCUCAGCGAUUUCGAAUGCGACCGCCUCAUUCGAAAAGCAAACCCCAAUCUCAUUCCAUGUGUGACAAAGAAUCCAAAAACUGGAGCAGUCGAAGAAGACGAGUCGAGGACGAGUCGAAACACAAAUGUGCCGCAGGUUGAAGUUCCAUCCGUCAUCAACAAGCUGUGUCAGCUAGCGAAUUGCGAACCACAGAAUCUUGAAGUCCUUCAAGUGUUACACUACGCAAAGGGACAGUAUUUUAACAAACAUACAGAUGGAUUCACAGGUCCCAUCAGUGCUUGUGGUUUUAAGAACUCUGCAAGGCUGGCUACCAUUUUUGUGUACUUGAAUGAUGUGCCAGAGGGAGGAGAAACGCGAUUUACCAAGUUGGACUUGGAUGUCAAACCAGAGAAAGGAAAAGCAGUAGUCCAUUUUCCGACAUCGCUUGAGUUUGAAGAAGAUAUUAGGACAGAGCACGAAGGCAUAGCAGCAGUCGACGACAAGUGGUUGCUAGUCACAUGGGUUUGGAUGGACAAGCGUGAUGAAAUGUCAGUCUACGCGGAGCACUUUUUGGAUCCACUUGACAAUGACAUAAUAUGA